Messenger RNA from Vollenhovia emeryi, 1601 nucleotides. RefSeq names its product odorant receptor Or1-like. Bases 75 to 1379 code for a protein of 434 amino acids. Gene Ontology annotation, cellular component: plasma membrane. The transcript has 6 exons. Lineage: Eukaryota; Metazoa; Arthropoda; Insecta; Hymenoptera; Formicidae. The record is from RefSeq and is a predicted model, not a curated record. Gene Ontology annotation, molecular function: olfactory receptor activity; odorant binding. Gene Ontology annotation, biological process: sensory perception of smell; detection of chemical stimulus involved in sensory perception of smell.
CAUAGGUGACCUCCCAUGCCCUGUGCGCAGCGUGUCCUUUACCGUCGUCGUGGCCACGGAGCGGACUAGCAGGGAUGACACGAGGAACGACCGACAGCCGUGUGGAACAGUUCCGGAAGUUGAGCGUUAUGCGCCUCACUUGCCUGAAGUACGUCGGCUUGUGGGCUCUCGACUCGAAUUCGCCCGCGUUCCUGAGGUACUUGUAUCACGUGUACAACAAGUUCGUCCUGGCGAUCAUACUCGUCUUCAUGGUGUCCCUGUUCGCCGACAUUUGCUCGAGUUUCGACGACCUGUCGAUCGUCACGGACGACGGAUGCAUCUUCGCCGGGAUCGUCGUCGUGUUCUGCAAGGUGAUGCUCUUCCAGACUCGCCGUGACGGGAUCGUACGAGUGCUCGACGCGACCCUCGACAGCUGCAAACGGCUCUGCAAGUUUCCCAUUGGCGGCGAAGACGAGGUCCUGGACAAAUACCUGCUGCUCUGCCGCGGGACCUUCUACGGGUUCAGCGUCCUGGGCUUCUGCCUCGUGAUCGCCCUACUGUUCUUUGUGCCCGUGGAGAACGGGGAGCUCCCGGUCAGGGCGCGGUACCCGUUCGACACGAGCGUGUAUCCCUGGCACGGGAUCGGCUACUUUGUCGAGGCCUGCGCCGUCUCUUUCGGCAUGACCGCCAUCAUCGGGAUGGACAGCGUGCUCAUCAAUCUGUGCAAUUUGUUUCUCGUGCAGCUCGAGAUCUUGAACGCGCAUUUUAAGAGCUGCGGCAGCAGCGACGGGACGCCAGACGGUGUCGAUAAGCGAGAUGAAUCAGGUGGCACCGGUAGAGAUGCUUGUUACGGGGUACCUUCUACGGCCGAGGCCAGCUGCGGAAAGGAUAAUUACGAUCCGGACGCGAUUCGUCGCGGCUUCACCGUGCGGUUCAACCGAUCCGUCCGCAAUCAUCAACGUCUGCUUGCCGUAAUAGACGACUUCAACGAGGUCUUCAGCGCCGGCAUGUUCGUUCAGAUGCUCUCGAGCACCUCGAUGAUUUGCCUAACCGGCUUCCAGGCCGCCUCGGUCACAGGCCAGAGCUCCAACACCUAUAAGUUCGCGGUGUACCUGUUGGCGGCUGUUUCGCAGCUUUUCUACUUCUGUUGGUUAGGAAACGAGGUGAUACACCAGAGCUCGUCGUUGACGCAAAGCCAGUGGCUCUCGAAAUGGGAUGACGCACUCUCCGUCAAGACAGGACGCCUGCUAAUACUGUCUAUAAUAUUUUCAAGAAAAGCAAUAAAUCUGAAAGCAGGCGUGUUCUACGUCUUAUCCAUGGAGACGUUCACCGCGAUCCUGCGAGGCUCGUACUCCUUCUUCGCUCUGUUGAGCACCAUGCACUCGGGAGACGAUCAGUGAAUCCAGACAACCCUUCGGCUCUAGUUACCGUAGAACGUCGAGUAUUUCGUUGCGACGCAAUGUAUUGUAACAAUGCGAUUGAAAAGCAACCGUAACUUGUGCGCCAAUGAUCCAGAACAGAACGCGUGCCAUUAUUGCUGUAUGAGUUACUUGUGCAUAAAGUGUAUCGAGUAUGUUGUUGAACUUUGCCGAAUAAAGCUGUUAAAAUACCAGACAGAACGG